Cladocopium goreaui is the source of this 1185-nucleotide messenger RNA. The record is from the annotation of a GenBank genome assembly. NCBI's taxonomy places the organism in Eukaryota, Dinophyceae, Suessiales, Symbiodiniaceae.
GCGCAAAGUCGCAAGAAAACUCGACGAUCUUGGUGGCCCUUUCGAAGCACCUAUGACAGUGUGGUGAAUGCCAUCAUUCGCCCGCCGCGCGCUGAAUACCGCGACUCAAAUUUGGGACCCAAGCGUUUCCUCUUCGGCGGCCACGAGUUCAUGCGCAGCGACCUGCAAGUGCAAAAUUGCAAAGGUUUGUCCCUGGAAUGCAGUUGGUGGAAGCCCAAGAACCCGCAGCUCAUGGGCCAAAGUGCUUGGCCCUGUGUCGUGUGUUUGCACGGAAACUCCUCGUGCAGACUCGAAGCACUUCAGCACGUCCGCCUGGUGCUGAUGCGGGGCAUCACGGUCUUCGCCUUUGAUUUCGCUGGCUGCGGUCAAUCUGAAGGUGACCACAUCACCUUGGGCUAUAAUGAGAGAGAUGACGUGCAGGAGGUCAUCAAGUAUCUUCGCCAGACUGAAGAGGUCUCCACCAUAGCUCUUUGGGGUCGCUCGAUGGGUGCAGCCACUGCUUUGUUGCAUGGCCAUCGAGAUCCCAGCAUAGCAGCACUCAUUCUGGACAGUCCAUUUGCAAGUCUGGAGAUGGUCGUGCGAGAGCUGAUUGAUCGCAUGCCCAUCAGAUGCAAGCUAGGCUUCAUGGUGAAUACGGCCAUGGGCAUGGUCCGGCGCUCCGUUCGAAAGCGUACUGGCAUGGACAUCCUCAAGCUUAAGCCUAUCGAGAAUGUCCACACGUGUUUCAUUCCUUCCCUCUUCAUUGCUGGGGUCAACGAUGAGCUGAUUGACCCACAUCACACGCACGACAUUUACGAGGCCUAUGCUGGAGACAAGAACAUCGUCAUGAUUGAAGGUGACCACAAUUCUCAGAGGCCUCAAUAUUUGGCAGAUGGCAUUUCUAUAUUUUUAUACGAACGUUUGUGCCUCCCUGCAGGUUUGCCGGGUGAAUUGCCUCCAACGAAUAUCUCGGGGAUGUUGCCGGCCGCUAUGCUACCCUAUCAGCAGGAUGAUGUUGAGAUAACUCCUGGAAUAUCAGGCCAACGCUCCAGUUCGGAGCUGGCGGUGCAGGAGGCGAUCCUCAUGUCGUUGAUGAGCCCGGCCGACACCGCCAUGUGACGUAUCCGGCGGUGAUGCAACGAUGCAACCAGCAAAGCUUGUAUUGCAUCGUAGUGGCUUUGCAUGGCCGAUCAUGUUUGACUUGAU